CUCACGCCUUCCUCCCAUCCCCCCCCACCUCAGCCCCGGACUCGGCCGCUCUUGGAGACGCCUCUUGGACUUAAUGUGAGCAAAUGGCAAAUGCUGAAGUCAGCAUCCCUGUCGGGGAUGUGGUGGUCGUGCCGACAGAAGGAAAUGAAGGAGGGAAUCCAGAAGAUACCAAAACCCAAGUGAUAUUGCAACUGCAACCGGUACAUCAAGGGAUUUAUCAAGGGGGCUCCGAGACCAGCACGGCUGUAGUGGCUGUUGAAACGCACACAAUCCACAAGCUUGAAGAAGGCAUUGAUCCCAGCACCAUUGAAACCAACGAGGAGAUUGAGAUUGCCUACUCCAUCACCUGUGGAGAGAGCAAAGCCAUCCUGCUGUGGAAGAAGUUUGUUUGCCCGGGCAUCAAUGUCAAGUGUGUCAAGUUCAACGACCAGCUUAUCAGUCCAAAGCACUUUGUUCACCUGGCUGGCAAAUCUACCCUGAAGGACUGGAAAAGAGCCAUUCGCCUGGGAGGAAUCAUGCUGAGAAAGAUGAUGGAUUCUGGGCAAAUUGACUUUUACCAGCAUGACAAAGUUUGCACCAAUACCUGCCGCAGCACCAAGUUUGACCUCCUGAUCAGCAGUGCCAGAGCACCAGUGCCAGGGCAGCAAAGCCUGGUACAGACCCCCACCUCUGCUGACGGAAGCAUUGCCCAGAUUGCUGUGUCUGAGGAAAGCAUGGAAGAAGGGAUUGAAUGGAACUCUGCUCUGACAGCUGCAGUCACCAUGGCAACUGAGGAAGGGCUCAAGAAGGACUCAGAGGAGAUUUCAGAAGACACCCUGAUGUUCUGGAAGGGAAUUGCUGAUGUGGGGCUGAUGGAAGAAGUGGUCUGCAACAUUCAGAAGGAGAUCGAAGAGGUGCUGAAAGGUGUUCAGCAGAGACUUGGCCAGUCACCCCUUCCAGUUACUGAUGCAGCCGUCCUGAAUAACAUUGCUAACACUUUUGGCCUGAUGGACACUGUCAAGAGAGUGCUGGACAACCGGAAGAGCCAGACCAGUCAAGGAGAAGAGCAAUUUCUUUAUACUCUUGCAGACCUGGAACGCCAGCUGGAGGAGCAGAAGAAGCUUGCCAGAGAUCAGAAGACAAAGUCACAGAUGGUUCAGAACGUGGUUCUGAUGCCUGUUAGCACCCCAAAACCUCCCAAGAGGCCCCGGCUGCAGCGCCCUGCCUCAGCCACAGUCCUGAGUUCCUCUGCCCCGAUCCAGCAGCCUCAAUUCACAGUUAUUUCGCCCAUAACCAUCACGCCCAUGGGGCAACCAUUCUCCGUCAGCAACAUUCCCAUGGCAACCAUCAGCCAGGGCUCCAGCCCUGUGACUGUCCACACCUUGCCUUCUGGCUCGCAACUCUUCCGGUAUGCCACCGUGGUCUCUUCCAAGACCAGUUCGUCCGACACUGUGACUCUUCACCCAUCCUCCAGCCUGGCCCUGCUGAGUUCAGCCGCCAUGCAAGACAGUGGGGCACUUGCUAAUGUGGCUACCAUGGUGAAUCCUGUCGAACUGGUGGCCAUGGAGUCUGGCCUGACCUCCACCAUUCAAGCUGUCGAGGGCACCUCAGAGGACGGACAGACCAUCAUAGAAAUAGACCCAGCGCCCGACCCGGAAGCUGAGUCAGAGGAAUCUGGGGCCAAAGCUGUGAUUCUGGGGGCGGAAAUAAGGACUGAGGAGAAAGUGGUGGCUGAGGUUGAUGAACACCAGCACCAGGUCCAUAAUGUAGAGAUUGUGGUCUUGGAGGACUAGUUGGGGAAGGCAAAUAUUGUCUUGGUUGAUUGUUCAUCUGUCUCUCAAUUCUUCUUCUCCCCCCCCCC
Molecule: messenger RNA, 1840 nt
Organism: Euleptes europaea (tarantolino)
Lineage: Eukaryota; Metazoa; Chordata; Lepidosauria; Squamata; Sphaerodactylidae
Gene: GMEB1
Product: glucocorticoid modulatory element binding protein 1
Exons: 11
Coding region: 84-1772 (562 amino acids)
Biological process (GO): positive regulation of transcription by RNA polymerase II
Cellular component (GO): nucleus
Molecular function (GO): DNA-binding transcription activator activity, RNA polymerase II-specific; RNA polymerase II cis-regulatory region sequence-specific DNA binding
Source: RefSeq, a predicted model, not a curated record